GUUCCUCUGCAAUCUGAAUUUGGUCGAAACUGGACUGGUUGAAUAAAUCAAACCUAUAUAUUAUAUAUAUAUAGUUAGCAUCUUCGUUUAAAGACAAACAGCCCCUGCCCUCCUCCACUUUCCCUUUCACUUGCAGAGAAAACGUCGACUAGUGAUCUUGGUCGUAGAUUUCCUUUCCUGAUCAGAAGCUCCUCCUCGUCAGUUUCAACAAGUUCCUCGUAUCAGGAGCGAAUUAAUUACGUUAUGGCUGAAAAUAGAGUUCAACAUGAUCAUGAUCAGGCUGAGUUACUUCCUUGUGUGGUUGAUCUCUAUGGAGGCGUUUCAGUAAACAUGGAGAAGCCCAUGGAUUCUACGGUCUUUGCUCCGUUGCUUCAAGCCUCAAUAUCACAAUGGAGGGAACAGGGGAAGAAGGGUAUCUGGAUCAAAUUACCCAUUGAACAAGCAAAUCUCGUUGAAGUUGCAGUUAAGCAAGGAUUUAGGUAUCACCACGCUGAACCAGAUUACUUGAUGCUUGUAUUUUGGAUCCCUGAAACUACAGAUACUAUACCUGCAAAUGCUUCCCAUCGAGUGGGAAUUGGUGCUUUUGUCAUGAACAGUCAAAGAGAGGUGCUUGUAGUUCAGGAGAAUAGUGGCAAAUUCAAAGGAACAAGCGUGUGGAAGUUACCCACUGGUGUUGUUGAUGAAGGUGAAGAUAUUUGUCCAGCAGCCAUCAGGGAGGUCAAAGAAGAGACAGGAAUUGACACAGAAUUUGUUGAAGUUUUAGCAUUCAGGCAAAGCCACAAGUCAUUCUUUAGGAAAUCAGAUUUGUUUUUUGUCUGCCUGUUACGACCACACUCCUUUGACAUCCAGAAGCAGGAUAGAGAGAUUGAAGCCGCCAAGUGGAUGCCGAUUGAGGACUACGCAGCUCAACCUUUUAUCAGAGGACACGAGAUCUUCAAUUAUAUUGCAAAAAUAUGCAUAGCAAAGUCGGAGGGGGAGGACUAUGCUGGAUUUGUUCCGCUAUCUACAAAAACAGCCUCUGGCAAAACAAGCUACCUUUACUUCAAUGGGGAUCUGAAAAACCAAUUAAUUUCGGAUAAUCAGAAGCAGAAAAUGCCGAUGUAAAGAACGCCAUGUGGAAGUGAUGACAGGGUCCUCAAAGCUCACGUCGAUUUAAGGAAAAUGGAAUAAAAACAAACUUAGCUAUUAAAUUAACAUAAAUGUUGCUACCGUUUGUUCUUAUAUUUAUUUAAAUAAAAAAAAUUUAUGCAGUCACUUUGUCUACUA
Molecule: messenger RNA, 1266 nt
Organism: Carya illinoinensis
Lineage: Eukaryota; Viridiplantae; Streptophyta; Magnoliopsida; Fagales; Juglandaceae
Product: nudix hydrolase 2-like
Exons: 9
Coding region: 244-1104 (286 amino acids)
Molecular function (GO): ADP-ribose diphosphatase activity; NAD binding; NADH pyrophosphatase activity
Source: RefSeq, a predicted model, not a curated record